ACCAUGCUCGGAGAGCACUACAGUCUGCCUGCAGACCGAGCUUUGCUCAACCAGCCUCCUAAAACUGGACUCCGCUGCAAAAUGGUGCUUCAGGCCGUCAGCAAAGUGCUCAGGAAGUCUAAAGCCAAGCCUAAUGGCAAGAAGCCUGCUGCAGAAGAGAAGAAGGUAUACCUGGAGCCGGAGCACACCAAAUCAAGGAUCACCGACUUCGAGUUCAAGGAGCUGGUAGUGCUGCCCCGGGAGAUCGACCUCAACGAGUGGCUGGCCAGCAACACAACGACGUUUUUCCACCACAUCAACCUGCAGUAUAGCACAAUCUCAGAAUUUUGCACAGGAGAGACGUGUCAGACGAUGGCCGUGUGUAACACACAGUACUACUGGUAUGACGAGCGGGGGAAGAAGGUCAAGUGCACAGCCCCCCAGUAUGUUGACUUCGUCAUGAGCUCUGUGCAGAAGCUAGUGACUGACGAAGAUGUUUUCCCCACAAAAUACGGCAGAGAAUUCCCCAGCUCCUUCGAGUCUCUGGUGAAGAAGAUCUGCAAGUACCUGUUUCAUGUGCUGGGCCACAUCUACUGGGCCCACUUCAAGGAGACCCUGGCCCUCGAGCUGCACGGACACUUGAACACACUGUACAUCCACUUCAUCCUCUUUGCCAGAGAGUUCAACCUGCUUGACCCCAAAGAGACUGCUGUCAUGGACGACCUUACCGAGGUGCUGUGCAGCAGCCCUGGAGUUGGUGCCACUGGGGAUGGGGCCAGCAAUGGGGCCACGGGGUCACAGAACCAUGUGAAGGAGAGAUGAGCCACCAGAGCCAGACAGGGUGCACAUGUGCAAAGAAAUGACUGUCUGUGUGUGCGCACACGUGCCCAGGCACGCUGGUGGCAAGGUCUGAGGGUCCCGGGCCGCACAGAGUGGACUCCACAGAAGCCUCCGGGUCAAGGCGAGUUUCCUGGCUUCCUGUUGGAUGGAUGAGUGCUCUUGGUAGCGAAGAGCAUUUGGAUUCAUUCAUUCAUUCAACAAACAUUUAUUGGACUGAUGUUUUGAGUUUUCUUCUGGGGUUUUCCUUUCUUGGGUCUUCCACAUGGCUCUUGCCCUCCCCCCCCCUCUGGGGGGCUCUGCAGCUUUGAAAGAAGCACCUUGUGAGAGGUGUCUCCCUCGGAGGGGACUUGACCUGCAGACCCAGAGUUCUGCUGUGCUUUGGGGGUGAGGCUUUUAUAUAGCCCCUCUCCCAUCUCCCUGCCCAGCCCUUGCCUGGAUGCUGGAUGUUGGUGGCUCAGACUUGCUAUGGGAGAGAGGGCUGGGGUGAACCAGGAGGGCCCACACCUGCUGCUUGCUCCUGUCACCCCUUCUUGCUGCCUCCUCAAUGCCCAUGAAGGGCCCGUGAUGCACAGGGGCCAGGGCGGGGCCAGGACAGGGUUGAGGCCCUGUGCUGAGACACGGCUGUCAGCAGAAGGCAGAAACCGCUUUAGUUCAUGUGUUCAGUCGUAAUAAAAAGAAUCUCUCAGGUUA
Molecule: messenger RNA, 1509 nt
Organism: Jaculus jaculus (lesser Egyptian jerboa)
Lineage: Eukaryota; Metazoa; Chordata; Mammalia; Rodentia; Dipodidae
Gene: Mob2
Product: MOB kinase activator 2
Exons: 5
Coding region: 4-801 (265 amino acids)
Biological process (GO): positive regulation of protein phosphorylation; signal transduction
Cellular component (GO): cytoplasm; nucleus
Molecular function (GO): protein kinase activator activity
Source: RefSeq, a predicted model, not a curated record